Rhizoctonia solani is the source of this 735-nucleotide messenger RNA. RefSeq names its product short chain dehydrogenase. The record is from RefSeq and is a predicted model, not a curated record. Lineage: Eukaryota; Fungi; Basidiomycota; Agaricomycetes; Cantharellales; Ceratobasidiaceae. The coding region runs from base 1 to 735 and encodes 244 amino acids. The transcript is spliced from 8 exons.
AUGGAGUUUCUGCCAUCCAUCGCACUCUUCGAUGUCCGGAAUUGGGUGGUCGUCGUCACUGGCUCUGAAGCGGAGAUUAUCAACCCGCUAGCCGAUAUUCUUUCUCGGUCUGGAGCGCAUAUAUACGUCUGUCAGCCGUUCUUGAGUGACAACGACGUACCUGGAGAAGAACAAUGUCCAGGCCAGACGUUUGUCAACAUGGAUGAGGCGAACAAGGCAAGCAUUGCGAAUGCAGUUCGCAUCAUAGAAACUCGGGAGCAACAGGUCAACCUGCUCAUCAACGUCAACUCGAAAGACUCAGCCUCUCAGGGAAAACGUGCGUCAUGGGACAGCUUUUUCAGUAGACCGGGGUCCAGUUACACCGAUCCGCCGUCGCAGCAAACCCAUGAAGUCGAAGAUUGGGAUCGAGUGUUCGGAACCAAUAUUUCAUCCUCAUACUUCAUCGCCUCUGCAUUUGGUAGUUUGCUGCGCAAUGGAGCUGAACUUUACGUUGGAGGCUACGGGCUACCGACCCUAUACGGCUCUCGAAUCGGCCAGCCUAGCGCAUCUGACACCGCCUUGCAACAAUUGAAUAAUCUUCUUGCGACCGAAUUGAAUUCGCCGACCGAACAUCGGAUUAGGGUGAAUGCAAUUGUUCUCCGCCAGCCGGCUGUUACGAGCUGCGCUGUCGCGCAAAGCGUGGUAUCAUGCGCAACCAAUGCAUUCAUACAUGGCGCAACCGUUUCGUUGGGAUAA